Messenger RNA from Punctularia strigosozonata HHB-11173 SS5, 303 nucleotides. RefSeq lists its product as uncharacterized. Bases 1 to 303 code for a protein of 100 amino acids. The transcript has 2 exons. The record is from RefSeq and is a predicted model, not a curated record. NCBI's taxonomy places the organism in Eukaryota, Fungi, Basidiomycota, Agaricomycetes, Corticiales, Punctulariaceae.
AUGGCGUCAAGUUGGUGUCGAUACGCGAACCUGAAGAUAUCCAAAAACGGGUAUCCCCGUCCUGCAACGAUAUCAACUGAGCCAGAAGCCAAGGGUUUCUCCCGCACAAUUAGAUGGGACGAUCCGACCAGUGACGGGGGUGUUGGGUGCUCGAGGGCGCGGGAUCUUGGAUCAGAUUCUGGUGCGGAAACGAGUCCUUACACCGCUCUACGACCCCUCCCUUCUGGGGAAAACGAGAAAGCCUCGAAACCCGGUCCACGAAAGGCUAUAACGCCACGCUGCGGAGGGUCGAUCAGGGCGUAG